AUGUCAUGGUACGGAACCCUCGGCUCGCGAGUCUGGCUCGUACGUGACGGGUUCGACACGUUUGCCCAACGAUGGGCCUGCGACUACACGACUAGUGGGCGGAGACGACUACAAGAUACUCAAGUUCAAGCGGCUAUCAGUACUGAUAAGACGCGAUGGAACGACGUAGCCGGCACUUGCUGUUUGUUACGUAUAUGUAUUGUUGCGCCUGUGUGCGCGCCCUGCGUCGAUGCAGUAAGCCCUAGGUCAGUACUCCGAUGCACUCGAGUCAGUGCAUUCGCGUCGUCGCAAUCAAAAAUCAAAAAUCACACAAAACCUAACCAGGAAAACGUUAAAAGUGCCCAAAAACACAACCCCCAAACAAAUUUUCAUCGAAAAUUGUGCAAAAACGGCGCCGCCAUGUUGAAAGAUCUA
Molecule: messenger RNA, 414 nt
Organism: Brenthis ino (lesser marbled fritillary)
Lineage: Eukaryota; Metazoa; Arthropoda; Insecta; Lepidoptera; Nymphalidae
Source: the annotation of a GenBank genome assembly